AUGGCGCAAUGGUCCGUCGGCGUCAAGGCGAGGACAAGUCGUUCUCCGUACGGAGCCGAGAUGUUGACCCGACGUGGUACCGCACCCCCUGCAGCGUGUCGGCGGAAUGGUGUACAACUUGGUGGCAGACGCAAAGUGCUGGUGUUGCAUGGCCGUGGCUCGGAUGCUUUCCCCAGACGCCCCACACUGCCCGCAGACCCCUGGAACCCCGCACCAGCUCACCUCGACUCGCCCUCCAAGUACGGAGUACCUGGACGUUUGGGUACCUGGGCACCUGUGCAGAAUGCACCUGCGCUAGGUAACGUUGGCGCCGCCUCCGUCCUCCAACUUGACGUCCACCACUUCAAGACUACCCCUCCUUUAAUAGCUUCGCCUAGACCUCUCUGCGUCUUCUUGACUCAAUGGCACAAUACCCCUGGACAAGCCAAGCAGCGGGCUCUGGUUCCGUCCGUGACUCGCAAGUCCCUGGCACUGGUUCGCCAUGCUUCUGUCGUAACGACAACAGCUCCGGAAGUCGGAGCACAACAGAAUUCUACAGCUGUAAUACCUCCGACGACACCGUAUGGUCAACUUACCGUUGGUGUGCCCAGGGAGACCUACCCCGGUGAGCGUCGAGUUGCCUUGACGCCGGCCAAUGUCGCACUUUUGCUCAAGAAGGGCUUCAAAAAGGUCAUUGUUGAGCGCGGUGCUGGCUCCCAGGCCGAAUUCCUCGACGAGGCCUAUGAAGAGGCCGGCGCUACCUUGGUUGACGGCCCACAGGCCGUGUGGUCCGCAUCUGAUGUUAUUCUCAAGGUUCGCAGUCCGUCCACGGACGAGGUUGACUCUAUUCAGGAGAAGCAGACUGUCAUUUCUCUCCUCCAACCCGCCCAGAACCAGGAUCUGGUUCGAAAGAUUGCAGACCGCAAAGCAACCAUAUUUGCCAUGGAUAUGAUUCCCCGAAUUUCUCGAGCGCAGGUUUUUGACGCCCUCAGUAGCAUGGCAAAUAUUGCUGGUUACAAGGCUGUUUUGGAGGCAUCUAAUGUUUUUGGACGAUUUUUGACCGGCCAGGUUACUGCUGCUGGCAAGAUCCCCCCUUGCAAGGUCCUAAUCAUUGGUGCAGGUGUCGCUGGUCUGAGUGCGAUUGCUACAGCUCGACGAAUGGGCGCCAUUGUUCGUGGAUUUGAUACCAGACCUGCUGCCAGGGAGCAGGUGCAGUCGCUUGGCGCCGAAUUCAUCGAGGUUGACAUCCAGGAAGAUGGCUCCGGAGCCGGUGGUUAUGCCAAGGAAAUGAGCAAGGAAUUUAUCGAAGCUGAAAUGAAGCUUUUCAAGGACCAAGCCAAAGAGGUUGACAUUAUUAUUACCACUGCCCUUAUCCCUGGCAAGCCUGCUCCGAAGCUUAUUAAAACUGACAUGCUGGAUGUCAUGAAACCUGGCAGCGUCGUGGUUGAUCUCGCAGCCGAGGCUGGCGGUAACUGCGAAGCUACCAAAAAGGGCGAGUUGGCAAUGUAUAAAGACGUCAAAAUUAUUGGUGAGUUCAAAGUUGUCUGCAAAAUGUGGCCCGUCGCCGCCUUUCGUGGUAUUGACGUAGAUGCAGGAUACACCGAUCUGCCUUCACGCCUGCCGACCCAGUCUUCGACCCUCUACUCGAAUAACAUCACCAAGUUCCUGCUUUCAAUGGCCCCCAAAGACAAGGAAUUCGGAAUUGACCUAUCAGAUGAAGUUGUGCGCGGCUCAAUUGUUACCCAGAAUGGUGAAAUUCUGCCCCCUGCUCCCCGGCCUGCUCCGCCCCCAGCUGCUGUGAAACCUACCGCUGAGCCUGUGGUGGAGGUUGUCGAGCUCACUCCUUGGCAGAAGAAGACGCGAGAGGUUGCAACUGUUACCGCUGGUAUGGGAAGCGUGCUCGCCUUGGGAAAGUUUACUGGUCCGCUCUUCAUGUCCAAUGCUUUCACCUUUGGUUUGGCUAGUUUGAUUGGUUAUCGUGUUGUUUGGGGAGUUGCUCCCGCACUGCAUUCUCCUCUCAUGAGCGUUACAAAUGCUAUUUCCGGCAUGGUUGGCGUUGGUGGACUUUUCAUCCUGGGAGGCGGUUAUGUUCCUGAGACGAUUCCUCAAGUAUUUGGUGCCCUGAGCGUUUUGCUUGCCUUUGUCAAUGUUGGUGGCGGAUUCGUAAUUACCAAACGAAUGCUGGAUAUGUUUAAGCGGCCGACCGACCCCCCCGAGUACCCCUGGCUGUAUGCUGUGCCUGCAGCUCUUUUUGGUGGAGGGUUUAUUGCUGCUGCGUCUACUGGGGCUGCUGGACUUGUUCAAGCCGGAUAUCUCAUCAGCUCCGUUCUUUGCAUUGGAUCAAUCUCUGGUCUUGCUUCUCAGGCCACUGCCCGUAUGGGCAACAUGCUCGGCAUUCUAGGUGUCGGGUCCGGUGUUUUGGCCAGCCUGCUCGCUGUUGGAUUUUCGCCUGAAGUUCUGACUCAAUUUGGAGCACUUGCCACUGUUGGUGCAUUAGCUGGAAUGCUAAUAGGCAAGCGAAUCACGCCUACCGACCUUCCACAGACAGUUGCUGCGCUACACUCCGUGGUUGGUUUGGCUGCUGUCUUGACCAGUAUUGGUAGUGUUAUGGCUGACGUUACGGAUAUUUCAACCUUGCAUUUGGUUACUGCAUAUCUCGGUGUUCUUAUCGGUGGCAUUACCUUCACUGGUUCUCUCGUCGCGUUCAUGAAACUAGCGGGCAAGAUGUCAUCUAAACCCACGAUUCUUCCUGGCCGACAUGUGAUAAAUGGGGGAUUGCUCGCUACUAAUAUGGCUACAAUGGGCGCCUUCAUCACCAUGGCGCCGGGCAGUCCCUUGAUUGCUGCAGGUGCUCUUGCUGCAAACACGGCACUUAGUUUCGUCAAGGGUUACACUACGACUGCCGCAAUUGGUGGUGCCGAUAUGCCCGUUGUCAUCACCGUGCUAAAUGCCUACAGCGGAUUCGCCCUUGUAGCUGAGGGCUUCAUGCUGGAUAACCCACUCCUUACCAGUGUUGGAGCGCUGAUCGGCGUAUCCGGCUCUAUCCUGUCGUACAUUAUGUGCGUGGCAAUGAAUAGGUCACUCACAAAUGUCUUGUUUGGCGGGCUGUCAACACCAACAGCAGUGCAAGAAUUCAAGCCCCAAGGAGAAGUCACGCAAACAAACGUGGAUGAGCUGGCAGAUGCACUGCUGAAUUCGGAAUCAGUGAUUCUGGUUGUUGGCUAUGGCAUGGCUGUGGCAAAGGCCCAGUACGCAAUUUCGUCAAUUGUUUCGCAUUUGCGAUCCAAGGGCAUCACUGUCCGGUUCGCUAUUCAUCCCGUGGCAGGCCGAAUGCCGGGUCAGUGUAAUGUUUUGCUUGCCGAAGCCAGUGUCCCGUAUGACAUUGUGCUGGAAAUGGACGAAAUCAAUGACGACUUCCCCGACACUGACUUGACUGUUGUCAUUGGUGCCAACGACACUGUGAACCCCAUUGCUAUGGAGAAGGGCAGUGCGAUAGAGGGUAUGCCUGUGCUGCAUGCGUGGAAGAGCAAGCAAGUUGUAGUGAUGAAGAGAGGCAUGGCAAGUGGAUAUGCCGAUGUUCCGAACCCUAUGUUUUACAUGCCCAACACAAAGAUGUUGUUUGGUGAUGCAAGGAACACUUGCGAAGCAAUCAAGACAGCGAUUGAAGCUAAGAUGUAG
This is a messenger RNA of Metarhizium robertsii ARSEF 23, 3657 nucleotides long. Its product is annotated as NAD(P) transhydrogenase. NCBI's taxonomy places the organism in Eukaryota, Fungi, Ascomycota, Sordariomycetes, Hypocreales, Clavicipitaceae. Gene Ontology annotation, molecular function: NAD binding; NADP binding. Gene Ontology annotation, biological process: NADPH regeneration; proton transmembrane transport. The transcript has 11 exons. Bases 1 to 3657 code for a protein of 1218 amino acids. Gene Ontology annotation, cellular component: mitochondrial inner membrane. The record is from RefSeq and is a predicted model, not a curated record.